AAAAGGAGGCGGUUUGCCUUUGUAGUCGGGGAGGAAUGCGGAAAUGUCCUCGCUCCGUGUCAAACCUCUCUGAAGGGGGUCAGGCCACAUUCAGCCGGCGUGGGAAAGCCAGGCAGAGCCGGAGCUCACACGGGCGAGCGGGGCUGCAGUUGCAUGGGGCUAUCCGGGGAUAUAUGGCAGAAAAAAGAAGAAGAAAGAAAGGAGAAAAUCCAAAGAAGAGCGUGGUUUUGGAGGGCCGUAUCACGCGUUUGCCUUUGUCCUCUGACCCCCCCAUCCUACACCCCCUUCCCCUCAACCCCCACCCACACACAUACACACAAAGUUGCAGUGAGAGUGUGGGUGUGUGAGUUUUCGUACAGCCCUCCGCCGCCACCUCCCUCGUUUGAGUGUCUCUGCCUGGGCUGGUGCAGUCUGAGGGAUGGGGGAUUAGAGCCUGCACCGUCCAACUACCUGUGUGGCCCCCGCAUGGAGGACAGUGGACAGGGAUGCGUUUGAUGCACUUCUUUUUUUUUUUAAAUCCGAGAAACGAAUGCCUCCUCAGCAUUUCCUCGGACAUGCCGAAGUUGCGACAUUUUUAUUGACAACAUAUACCAAGUGGUAGGAGGACAUGAGUUGCUGUGCGUAAUAGGAGGAGGAGGAGUGGAAGUCGGGACGCAACGGGGCUCUUGUGUUGAUAGUCGGAAUAAAACAUCAUGACAGUCCUGUUGUUGCCUACCUGGAGCACCGUUUGACCAAAUCUGACAAAGAUGGUGUCUUCCUCCAUCUGUGUCUCCCUGUCAUCUAGGCAUUGCAUGUGCCAACUUUUUUCUGUGAAUAUGCCUUUGUGAGGAACCCUCUGGCUCGUCAACCUCGCCGGGAUUCCCCGCAGUAGUUUCAACAAGAGACGAGAGGGGCAAAAAAAAGAAAUCUGCAAAAAUGGACAAAGAAAGUACUGGUACUCAAUAUGAACCCGUGGCCGAGAUUGGAGAAGGCGCUUAUGGGAAAGUGUACAAGGCGAGAGAUUUGAAGAACGGCGGACGCUUUGUAGCCCUAAAAAGGGUUCGUGUCCAGACGGAGGAAGAGGGGAUGCCUCUCUCCACCAUCCGGGAGGUGGCGGUACUGAGGCAGCUGGAGGCCUUUGAGCACCCCAAUGUUGUCAGGUUGUUUGAUGUGUGUACGGUCUCCCGGACUGACCGAGAAACCAAGCUCACCCUGGUUUUUGAGCACGUGGAUCAGGACCUGACCACCUACCUGGAGAAGGCCCCCGAUCCUGGAGUACCACCCGAGACCAUCAAGGAUAUGAUGUACCAGCUGCUCCAGGGGCUGGACUUCCUGCACUCGCACCGUGUGGUACACCGUGACCUGAAGCCCCAGAAUAUCCUGGUCACCAGCGGAGGACAGAUCAAGCUGGCCGACUUUGGUCUAGCCCGCAUCUACAGCUUCCAGAUGGCGCUCACCUCUGUGGUGGUGACACUGUGGUACAGAGCCCCAGAGGUGCUCCUCCAGUCCAGUUACGCCACACCAGUGGACCUGUGGAGUGUCGGCUGCAUCUUCGCUGAGAUGUUCAGGAGAAGACCGCUAUUUCGAGGAAACUCAGAUGUUGAUCAGCUGGGGAAAAUUUUUGAUGUUGUUGGGGUACCUACAGCAGAGGACUGGCCCCAGGAAGUGGCCCUACCACAGAGUGCUUUCACUCCCCGGCCCCCUAAACCCAUAGAGGACUUGGUUCCAGACAUGGACGAGCAAGGACGGGCCCUCUUAAUGCAAUUCCUCGCCUUCAACCCCUCCAGGAGGAUAUCGGCCUUCGCUGCGCUCAGCCACCCCUACUUUCAAAGUGUGGACAGCCACAGUAGGAGUGCGUACGCGGCCCAGCCAAUCCCCACCAACAAGCCCACUAUGGAGGAGAGGACUGCCUGACUGUCCUCCUUCACCCUUAAUCAUCCCAUACAGUGUCUAUAAAAAGUAUUGUGCGUACCCCGCCUUGGUAUUUUACAUGUUUUAUUGUUUUUACAGCGUUCAAUCAAACUGUGUUAAUAAAGCUUUUUUGGCACUGAUAUACAGAUAAAUCUUAAAUGUCAAAUUGAAAGUAAG
Anarrhichthys ocellatus (wolf-eel) is the source of this 2067-nucleotide messenger RNA. It is a transcript of the gene cdk6, whose product is annotated as cyclin dependent kinase 6. NCBI's taxonomy places the organism in Eukaryota, Metazoa, Chordata, Actinopteri, Perciformes, Anarhichadidae. The coding region runs from base 916 to 1893 and encodes 325 amino acids. Gene Ontology annotation, cellular component: nucleus; cyclin-dependent protein kinase holoenzyme complex; cytoplasm. The record is from RefSeq and is a predicted model, not a curated record. The transcript is spliced from 8 exons. Gene Ontology annotation, biological process: G1/S transition of mitotic cell cycle; cell dedifferentiation; regulation of gene expression. Gene Ontology annotation, molecular function: cyclin-dependent protein serine/threonine kinase activity; ATP binding; cyclin binding.